AUGCGUCUGGACGCGCUUGGCUAUGCUCUCAUCAUCAUUCAUUUGUCGCGUUCUAACGUUGCCGCCGCCAUCGUCAAUGGGACAAUCGACGACCAGUUUGGUGACUCGGUGACACACCAACGAGUCGAUUAUUAUCCGAGCCAGAACGUCUGGGAUGAUCAAACGUGCGGCAGUGACAAGUGCGAUAUUGUUCUCGACAGGUCCCAGGUAUUCGACAAUACAUAUACUGCGGGGACGUAUGACCCCGCUAAAGUAGGGUCAAUUGGAAUCAACAUGCAGUUUACUGGAACUGCGAUUUAUGUGUUCUUCAUCAUUGCAAACUUCUUACACGGCCCAACUUUAAACAGCGCCAACUUCUCAGUUGAUGGAAAACCACCAGUACUCUUCGCAACUACAAUACCUGUAACACCAACCGUCAUACCCCACUACGAUGUGUUGGUUUUUUCUCUAACAAACCUCUCGAGUGCUCUCCAUACACUGAACAUCUCCACCACGGGUCCCACGACCUCAUACGUCAACUUUGACUAUGCAAUCUAUACCUACGACGAUGGUAUUGCAACCACCUCGCCCCCCACGGCGAAAACAACGUCUACCACCGUUACGGGUGCACCAGCUCGGAGGACUCCAGUAGGCGCCAUUGUCGGUGGUAUAGCAGGUGGAAUUACGUUGUUUGCCCUUCUCAUCUCCCUUCUGUUCUGCUGGCAUCGUCGGGGAGGUCACGAUGCUCUUCAGAGUGAUAAGGUAGAUGGGGACCCCGAGCGUAUAAUAACGCAAUUUAUGGCCACCGUCACAGUACCCGGCAGCGAGUCUUCCAAUACUGACAACCGGGCAAACAUGCGUAAUAACCACCGAACGCCGCCUUCAGAGAAAGCUUUACCGUCAACUUCAAAUUUAAGUGUACUCGGUGCCGGUGCUCGUACUAGCAACAGCCGUGGUGCCUCUCCUCCGCUGCAAUCUCCUUUGGAUGACCCAGGAACACGGGAGGAGGUUCGCCGUGCACGACAAGAGGACCUCGAUAAUCAGCUAAGGGUGGCACAGCAUAACAUAGUACAAUUGGAGGAGUCGAGCGCACGCCCCGGGAGAUCAGUGUCAUUGAGACGGCAGACUUCGGGGCAGUUUGGGAUCUUUGAAGAUGAGGUUCAAUUGUCGCUGCCUGAUAUGCAAGGGGUAAUUCGGUCGCUGAAGGAGCAAAUACGCGUCUUGAAGGAACAGCGACAGUCGGCGUGGGCCCAGGGAUUAUCGGAUGAUCGUCCGCCUGGAUAUACGCCGAUGGAGGUGGGGGUGCAGAUUUCAAGGGAGGCGUCGUCAUAA
Laccaria bicolor S238N-H82 is the source of this 1311-nucleotide messenger RNA. RefSeq lists its product as uncharacterized. Bases 1 to 1311 code for a protein of 436 amino acids. NCBI's taxonomy places the organism in Eukaryota, Fungi, Basidiomycota, Agaricomycetes, Agaricales, Hydnangiaceae. The record is from RefSeq and is a predicted model, not a curated record. The transcript is spliced from 3 exons.